Brachypodium distachyon (stiff brome) is the source of this 1839-nucleotide messenger RNA. RefSeq names its product VQ motif-containing protein 9. NCBI's taxonomy places the organism in Eukaryota, Viridiplantae, Streptophyta, Magnoliopsida, Poales, Poaceae. The record is from RefSeq and is a predicted model, not a curated record. The transcript has 3 exons. The coding region runs from base 387 to 1343 and encodes 318 amino acids.
AUUGCCACCGCUAUACCGCUGCCUUCCGUCCGCAGGACAGCCGCACAGCAGCAAAUGGGUGCGGUAUAGCGGGGGCAGGGUGUGCGCUUUGUGAACAGGACGGAGAAGUAUUCACACGCUGAGCAGACAAGAGAGUGGUGUGCGUCUCGUCGGCCCGCGCUUCUCCCCUUGUCUAGUGCAGUGUACUGGGUCUGGGCUAGGCUGGGCGGGUGAGAGCCUGCCCGGCCGCGUGAGUGCCCCGAAAGUCAAAGAAACCACGCUGCGCUCCCUGCAACUUGCUAACGAAUUCCAUUGCGUGUGCUUCCCGUCCUCCCCUUCUCCACCUUCCCCAACCUCCGCUCCUCCGCCCACGCCAAUCCGACCAAAAAUCCACCACCACCGCCGGGAUGGACCGCAGCAGCAGCAGCAACAGCAAUAGCAGCGGCGGCGGCGGCGGAGGCCACAGCCAGCACCUCGGCGUCAACAAGCUCGGCCGCAACAUCCGCAAAGCCACGCCGCCGCCUGCUCCUUCUCAGCAGCAGCAGCCGCAAGCCCAGCCGGCGCGCCCGCCGCACCCGCAGCCGCAGGUGUACAACAUCAGCAAGAACCAGUUCCGCGACAUCGUCCAGCAGCUCACCGCCGGCACCCCGUCCCCUCCCCCGCCGCAGCACCAGCAACAGUUCCACCGCCCGCCGCUCCAGCAGCAGCAGCAGCAACAGUCCAAGCCGGCCUCUAUGCGCCUCCAGAAGAUCCGCCCGCCCCCAAUCGCAACCCCCGUCGCCCGUCCCCCUCCCCCCGUCCAUAACCACCACCACCACCAGAUGCCCAAUAACCCUAGCCACAACCCCGUCUUCCAACACCGCCCCCCGCCCCCGCACCACAUGCCCAUGCCGCCUCCCGGCCCCGCCUGGGCCGACUCCCCGGUCUCCGCCUAUAUGCGCAUCCUCGAGAACUCCCUCUUCAGCGCUACACCGCCCGGCGCUGCCGCCGCCGCCGCCGCUCACGCUCACGCUCACGCUGCGGCUGCUGGACGGGGACCUCCUCCACAGCAUCCGCCCUAUCCCCCGCCUCCGCCACCGGUGCCGUCGCCUGGGAUACUCCCUUCGCCCACCGGAUUCCUCAAUUUGCUGUCGCCGACGCCCAGGUCGCCCUACCCGCUCCUCUCGCCGGGGUUCCAGCACCCGCCGCCGCUCACGCCAAGUGCGUUCCCCAUGUUGUCGCCGUUGCCAGGAACGGGGAUCCUGGGGCCAGGGCCCAUGCCGCCGCCGCCUUCGCCAGGGCUAUGGUUUCCGCAGUCGCCGUCAGGAUUGCUCUCGCCCUCCGGGUUCUUGCCCAUGCUGAGCCCACGGUGGAGAGAUAUGUAACAGCGGUCAGUCAGCAGUCGCCCCUGUGAAGGCGGCCGUGUAACAAUUGACGGUAGGGAGGUAGCUGCAGUGAUGUGAAUUGGUACGUCGGCCGGAGGUGGAAACAGGAUCAAUAUGACACCUACUCCUGGAGCCCUGGAUGUUCACCCAAUCUGGUUGCAGACAUCAGUCCUGUUAUGUACUUUUUGCUGCCACCAGUUCACCAUUCUUCCAGUGGAAUGUUAAAUUGCGUUAUAGUGCAAUUUAGUUAGGCUAGCUGGGAAUAAAGCAACAUUCGCAAUUAUCUUGAAAGAGAUAAUUAUAUAAUGUACUGCUGCAAUCCGCACUUCUGUAACAUAUUGUCAAGUGUUUUUAUUGGUAGCAACAUGUUGAUGUCAUGUUGGUUAGCUUAGAAGUGUUCACAAAAUGUUCUUACACUUUGUCGUAACCGUAGAGAUCUGCUGGUAGAUAUGGUACAUUAUUUUCUGGAUUGAGAACAUACUUGAAGUUUUCCCCA